Messenger RNA from Entrophospora sp. SA101, 1431 nucleotides. The record is from the annotation of a GenBank genome assembly. NCBI's taxonomy places the organism in Eukaryota, Fungi, Glomeromycota, Glomeromycetes, Entrophosporales, Entrophosporaceae.
AUGGGUGGUGGUAAUCAUUUACAAGCAUACAACCGAAAAAACGAAACCCCCGAGGAUAAAAAAAAUAGAUUAUUAGCUGAAAAAGCUGCUAAAAAACGUAGCGAUUCCAUUGAUAAAAUGUUAAAAGCCGAAAAAGAAAGAUUAAUCAAAACCAAAAGUGCAAAAUUACUGCUGCUAGGUUCUGCCGAAAGUGGCAAAACAACAGUUUUGAAACAAUUAAAAAUUAUUCAUGGAAAAGGUUUAGAGGAGGAACGUCAAUCAUAUCGUAAGAUAGUUCAUUUGAAUGUGCUUACUGCAAUGAAACUAUUGAUAACUGGACUUCAAUACUAUGAAUACGCUUUAAAACCAAAGAAUGAACCACAUCUUGAAAAUUUUCUUAAAUUGACUUCAAUAAAAGAUUCAUUGAAUCGUGAUUCUAUUAGUGUUCAGGCUGCUAUCAAAGAUCAGAAAUUGGAUGAUAGUGCUUUGGACUCGUUUAGUGAAUAUAUUGAAUCUGUUAAAGAAUUAUGGGCUGAUGACGCAAUUAAAAAAUGUUACGAUCAUGCUACUGAAAUUGGUUUACAAGAUUCUGCAAAAUACUUUCUAGAUAAUGUUGAUAGAAUUUCCAAGGAAGAUUAUUUACCAACAGAUGAAGACAUAUUACAAGCAAGAGUUAGAACAAUGGGAGUGACAGAACAUAAAUUUGAAGUAAAUAAUCUAAUAUUCAGAAUUUUUGACGUUGGUGGGCAUCGGUCUCAACGACAAUUCUGGGCUCCAUACUUUGAUGAUGUAGAUGCAAUAAUUUUUAUAGCGGCAAUAUCAGCAUAUGAUCAAACAUUAGAAGAGGAUAAUGAUGUUAAUCGUGUGCAAGAUUCAAUUCAACUAUUCGAAAAAAUAUGUAACCAUAACUUAUUUACAAAUACUGGAAUCAUUUUAUUCCUUAAUAAAAUCGAUAUUUUGAAACACAAACUUACAACAACACAAGUCAAAAAGUAUUUUCCUGAUUAUGAAGGUGAUAAUGAAUAUGAUAGUGUUACCGAAUAUUUUCAAAAUUUAUUUUUGGAUUGUAAUGAAAAUGAGGAUAAACAUAUUUAUACUCAUCUCACGCACGCUACAGACACAAAAUACAUGAGAGUAAUUGUAGCUUCAGUGAAUGAUAUUGUUAUAAAAAUUAAUCUCGCAAGAACUGUUAAAACUCCAAAAGAAGUUCCAACUUUAGGAUCAAGUGUUGUAAAACUACAAAGCAAUAUUAAGAAACAUAUAAAGAGAGACAUUGUGGGUUCAGGAGAUCCUAUGCAGCUGAUAAAAAAAUGUGGGAUGAUAAUUUCUACUGAAAAUGUUGAAGAGAGCAAAGAAAUUAAUGAAUCAAAAAAAGGCAUAGAUUCAAAGGAUGAACAUGACAUUGUUGCAAACAAAAUCAUGAUAGAAGCUCAAAAAACAAAAACUAAUUGA